GGUGCCUUCCCGCCGGGCGCGGCAUGGCGGGGCCCGUGGACUGUCACUGCCACCUGGCCGCGCCCUGCUUCCAGACGGACGUGGCGGCCGUGGUGCGGGCGGCGGAGCAGGCGGCCGUGGCGGCGCUGCUGGUGGUGUCGGAGCAGGCGGGAGAGUUCCGGAGCGUGCUGGAGCUGUCUGAGAGAUUCCCAGGGUUUGUCUUGCCAUGCCUGGGAGUUCACCCCGUCCAAGAGAUUUCUCCAGAGGAGCAGCGCAGUGUUACUUUGAAGGAUCUGGAUGCUGCGCUGCCUCUUAUAGAACUUUACAAAGACAAAUUGGUGGGGAUUGGAGAAGUUGGAUUAGAUUUCACUCCCAGAUUUGCCAGCACCGAUGAACAGAAGGAAGGACAAAGACAGGUUUUGAUCAAGCAGAUUGAGCUGGCAAGAAGGCUGGAUUUGCCAUUAAAUGUUCAUUCCCGCUCAGCUGGAAGACCAACCAUUAAUCUCUUGAAGGAACAAGGUGCUACCAAGGUGUUGCUCCAUGCCUUUGAUGGGAAGCCAUCUGUAGCCAUGGAAGGGGUGAGAGCUGGAUACUACUUCUCCAUUCCUCCUUCCAUUAUAAGGAGUGAACAGAAGCAGAAGCUUGUGAAACAGCUGCCGCUGGAAAAUAUGUGCUUAGAAACUGAUUCUCCUGCUCUGGGGCCUGAAAAACAGGUGAGAAAUGAGCCCAAAAAUAUUUACAUUGCUGCUGAAUACAUUGCCAAAAUUAAAGGAAUUCCAGUUGGAGAAGUUAUAGAAGUGACUACACAGAAUGCACUAAAAGUAUUCCCUAAACUUCAGCACUUUAUUCGGAUAUAGAUUCAGAAACUGAAAUAUAUAAUGUUGCAGAAAGUAUUACUUGUGGUGUAAUUAAUAAAACCAAUGUACCAAUCUUGUGUUUAAGUGGAGUUUUGCAGUGGGAAGUUCAAGAAACAAGGAGUAUUAUAUAGCUGGAUAGGAUGAAAAUAGGGAAUUUCUCAAAGACCUUUGGUGUGCACUGUAAUAAUCUCUUGAAUGCGAUAAAGACACGUUGUUCCUUUGCA
Molecule: messenger RNA, 1060 nt
Organism: Taeniopygia guttata (zebra finch)
Lineage: Eukaryota; Metazoa; Chordata; Aves; Passeriformes; Estrildidae
Gene: TATDN3
Product: TatD DNase domain containing 3
Molecular function (GO): hydrolase activity, acting on ester bonds
Source: RefSeq, marked provisional